AUGGAUGAGGACUAUUAUGCUCGUCUAAGGGAUUAUUAUAGUAAGGAAAGUGCAAAUAGGUCGAAGGUUUUAAGAAAAGGUGAGGCUUCUAGAGCUGCAUAUUCAGGUUUCAGCUACUCAGACAAAUGUUUAACAAUAGCAAACAAUGAGCCAGAGUUUACACGUCAUGGAGUACAUUCAAAGGAACAAUCACAUAAGAAUACUGGAGUUAAACCUAUAUCUCAACUGGACUUGGAUAUUGGAGAUACCAAUCUAGUGAUCACUGGGGCCCAUAAAGUUGAUGUGCAUGACCCUAAACUUUGGGAGGAUAUGGAAAUUAGAUCUUCCAAAGCAUAUCAUAAUCCUAUUCGUGAGGGGCUUGGUGGUCAGCAGCGUGACCUUGAAAAAGGGGAAUUUGUUCAACCUAAUUCUGCCAAUCCUGAAGAUCUAUAUGUUAAGAAUGAUGAGGGGGAGGAGUUUCAAGGCGGUAGCUUUCAGUCAAUCCCAUUCUCUCAACUCUCUGAAGCGGCUAGUGCUCCAAUGGUCUCUGACCUUGAUGUGAGAAAAUUUGACGUCCCAAGCAAGAUGAUGGUAAUCUAUGAUAUUGGAGGACCAAGUGACACAGAGUUCAACCAAGGGUCACAUAUUUUAGGGUUCACCGUACCCCCAACAACAAUGUCGACAAGUGACCAACAAAGAGAGCAAUGUAUUGUUUCAGAUAACUUUCAGUUUGACAUUGUAACUAGUAAACCACCUAUUUACCAACAAGCUAAUACAUUACUGGACAAUAUUUCAGAAUUGAGACCUGUGAGGAAAAGUAAGAGUGCACAAUUGUCAACAGAUAGUAAACAGGUGUCAACAAAUAGUGCACAAGUAUCAACAUUCGAGGAGCCGCCUUCAUAUGGAGAUGUCAUAGAAUCUGAUUUAAGUCUUAAGCCUUAUCUAACAAGUACAGAUCCACCAAAUUCACCUAUCAUAGAGGUUACAUCAUCCAGGCAGAAAGUAAAACAAUUUAAUAGGAGUGAGGUUAUCAAUAAUAGUGAUUAUAACCAAAUUGGCGGUAACAUAAACAGAGGCAGUAUCAUUUCAAGUGGUUUUGCUGACAAGGUAACUGAUAAGAAGAAAACUUUACAUAUAAGAGGACAUGGUCCAACAUUGAUUGCUAAAAACUCAAAAACACAGCGUAGUAAGCCAUCUUUCAAAUAUGAUGGUGGUCAACAAUAUAAGCAAAGUAGCUUGAUAUCUGGAAGCUAUCAUCGAUAUCCAGCAGUUAGCAUGGAGUCUGAUAGCACUGAUAGUGAAGAAGAGGCUUCUAAAUCGUUUGGAGAUUAUGUCGUGGAAAAUACAGAUGUUGGGUCUGGUCUGCCACUGCCUUUUUUCAUCACAAGGCGAGCUGAAGCUGUACCCAAAAGAAAACCUCAUAGAAAGCGAAGUGCUGCAGGGCAGAAUAUAACUGUCAAAGGCCAUUCACACCUUAGAAGAACUGUAUCAGCUGAUAAUGUCAAAAUUAGACCAAGUACAUCUCAUCAAAAUAGCUUAUGGGAGGAUUUUCUUGAUGGUGGAUCUAAGAAAACACUGGGGUCUGAAACAUCGCAGAAUCAAGACAAUAAAGAUAUAACUCAAAUUCAAGGAAAUGGGGCUGAUGAAAUGUCAGUAGAUGGAAGCAUCGAUGAAGUAGCUAUUGAGAUACUGAAUGAAGAGGACUAUGAAAAAAUCCUAGAAGAUACACUUGAAAAAGUUGAGCCACAAAAUGAGAGAGAUAGCAAAGAAUCAUCUCCCGAAGAUUCAGUUACUCAAGAAAAGGUCAAUUUCGAGAAACUAUUAGAUGAAACUUUGGAAGAGUAUGAUAUCAUUAGCUCAACUGAGUACAAAGACACAAGAGACGAUACACCGGAAAAACUCAUUGUAUAUACAAGUACCCCUAAUAAACUGGACAAAAACAAAAACACAGAAGAUACUCAAAGUAAAGCAAGUGAUUUCGAAGAUGACUUUACUUUUAGUAUCAUUGAAAGCCCAAUAAAACUUGAUAAUGACUUGAGGGAUAACAGAACGAAAGAACCUAUUGGAGUUGCAGAUGUAGUGGAAAGAUACAAUGAUGACAAAGAAGAUAGGACACCAAUAAAAUCACCAAGUUCAUCAAGGAGGCAUUCUAAAGAAAUAAAGGAUAAAACACCUGAACCAUAUGACAUAGAGCAACCAUUUGGCACUCUGACUGUCCAUACACCUAUCAAACUCAGAUCAGUGUCUCCAGAACCAACUAAGGUGAAGAAAACGACUGACAAAAGUAAAGUGAAAUCAUCAAAGAAGCAUGACAAAACUAAAGAUGUUCCUAAACAAAAAACUAUGCCAGUGCCAGUAUCUAUCAAAUUUAAGGAUAGUGGUUCACAGAUUACUGGAAUAUCUUUGAAGAUACCUGUUGAGGUAGGGCCCAUUGGAACUGUUGAUGUACCAAUGCCCUUACAUAUACAAGGCAAACUUGUAGACACAAUGUCAUUAUCCGAUGUCUCAGAUAUACAUGAUAAUAUAGGAGAUGCAAUCGAAUCUGAUGGUGAUGGUGAGAGAAAUACUGCAAUGGGUACUGACUUAGAGACUGAAAUGGAUAAAAGAACUACCACUGUGAAGACUGAAAUAGAUGAAAGUACUACUGUUGUGAAGACUGAAAUGAGUGAAAGUACGACUGUUGUGAAGACUGAAAUGGGUGAAAGUACUACCAUUGUGAAGACUGAAAUAGAUGAAAGUACUACUGUUGUGAAGACAGAAAUGGAUGAAAGUACUACUGUUAUGCAGACUGAAAUGGAUGAAAGUACUUCUGUUAAGACUGAAAUGAAUGAAAGUACUACUGUUGUGAAGACAGAAAUGGAUGAAAGAACUGCUGUUAUGCAGACUGAAAUGGAUGAAAGUACUUCUGUUAAGACUGAAAUGAAUGAAAGUACUACUGUUGUGAAGACUGAAAUGGAUAAAAGCACUGCUGUUAUGCAGACUGAAAUGGAUCAAAGUACUUCUGUUAAGACUGAAAUAAAUGAAAGUACUACUGUGAUAGAGACUGAAAUGGAUGAAAGUCCUACUGUUGUGAAGACUGAAAUAGAUGAAAGUACUACUGUCAUAAAGACUGAAAUGGAUGAAAGUCUUACUGUUGUGAAGACUGAAAUGGAUGAAAAUACUGCUGUUGUGAAGACUGAAAUGGAUGAAAGUCCUUCUGUAAUGCAGACUGAAAUAGAUGAAAGUACUGCGAAUAAUCAAGAUAAUAUGAAAAUCAAACAGGAAGUGAUACAAACCAACGUUGAUAUUGGCCUUGAAAACACUUGGGACAUACCCCUUCAAGAUGACCUUGUAUGUACAGUAGUUGGUGAAGAAACUGCUACAACGCAGAAUGAGUUGGAUCUGCUGACCUGUAAAAGUGAUCCAUUUAGGGCAGUAGCGAUGCCAAGAAUUAAUUGGGAAGUUGUGGAGCAAACAUUAGAUGUCAAUGACUCUAUGUACUAUGAAGUAACACAUGAAUUCAAUAGAAAUGAAGAACAAAUGGUCAAGUAUAAUCAAGACCAGGUGGAGGUAGUUGUUGAAAGGGUUAAUGUAGAGGAUCCAAAACAGAUUGAGAAUAUACUUAUACCAGCUGUUGAAGAACCAAUUCAAAUUGAAGAAACAAACACAAGUGGCCAACAUGAACCAGACGCAAACAAGGAUGGACAUUCAGAUACACAAAUCAUUAUUGAGAGAGAUAAUUCAAUUGGUUCUGAAUCAAGUGAUAAAUUGACCAGUGACUCUGAUGGACAUACAGUUUCUGAUAACCAGAAAAGUGUUCAUGGUAAAAAACAAGUGCAUACUGAAUCUAAAGAAUCUGAAUCAGAGGAUCACAAAGAUAUUGAAGCUGAUGAUGAAAUGAGUGUGGACUCUGAAGAUCAGAUGGUCUUUAGAUACACAAAGCAAAAGGUUGAACACUCAGUUGAGCAAGUGAUAAUGGAGUAUGAUGACCAGUCAGAAGAAGAACCUGUGCUGGUGAAAGACAAAAUUUAUGGUGACAUUAGUUCACCUGAUCAGAUUGAUGUUAAUGAGACUGAAAUAAAGGAUAGUAUUAAUGAGAUAUCUGCUGAAGCAUCUGAAGCUUCUCUUUAUGAUGAAAAUGAUGAUGAACAGUCUCAAAAAGAUGUCAGUCCACCAUCUUGGGUUCAACCUAAGCAAAUAAUACACCAACAAAGAUUUGAGAAAUAUGAUUCUAUGAUAAGUGAAAAGCCUAAGGUCACUGAGCAGUUGUCAUCAGACAGAACAAUAAAAGUCACAAUGACAAGUUCUUAUGAGAUCACCGAUACAGCAAUUGAUAAUGGGGAAAGUUUGCGUUAUACUAAACCAGAUGCUCCUAAUGGUAACGUCACAGAAAGUUCCUCAUUGAGAGAUGUCAAAAUUCUAAAACUGAGACAAAUUGAUACAAAGACGAUGUUUGACAGAGUUAAACGUGCUCCUGAUUUGGCUGGAGAAUCUGAAUUUGAGAUCUUAAAAGAACUUUAUGAAAAAGUGAACAUAUCUGAUGCUGAAUCGAGUCAAGUUUUAGAAAAGCUUGAGCAAGAAGCAUUGGAACGUGUCCGACUCUUGGAUGAUGACUUACAGAAAACUGAACUAAUUGCCACUGAACUAGGUGACCACACCAAGAAUGUGAAUGGAGAAAAACAAAAGGAUAUUGUUAAACCAAAGGAUGUAGAUGAACAACAGGCCCCACAUGCUUGUUAUCAUAAGGCUGCAUUGCACUGAGCUCAACACUGUGGUUACCCUGCUAUGCUUUAGCUUGCAGAGCUCCUUUCAUUGCAAUAGACUGUUUCCAUAUUGCUCUUGACUGGAUAACACUGUUAUGUAUUUGCCCCUAAAAUGCAUUUAUUUAGUAAUAAUAUGGACAAAUGUAUAGAGUUACUUCAUAUGGAACGUGAGUUGUGCUGAGCUAUACAUUUUUGUGAUAGCAUUUACAUAGACUGAUGAGGUCACAAGGCCCUGAUGAAAUGACUUAAAUUGGCCAAUUUUGACAUUUGGUUAUCUUUUAUGCCGUUUUAUUUGCUUUUAGGUCAUGUUAAAUGUUCAACUAA
This is a messenger RNA of Owenia fusiformis, 5045 nucleotides long. Lineage: Eukaryota; Metazoa; Annelida; Polychaeta; Sabellida; Oweniidae. The record is from the annotation of a GenBank genome assembly.